AUGGUGGAGCUGGCGAGACCCCAGGUGCCAACCACAGCGUCUUCUCCGCCGGCUUCAAUCGUACUCUGUUCCUUAGGGCGGCUUGGGGCCUGCAACUACUGGAUGUUUACGCCUUACGGCUCCACACCUCAGGCAGACGCCUCCAGACAGCUCUAUCUGAAAACAGCAAAUCGAUACAAAAAGAUUCCGCUGAGAUACAGCAACUUUUCUUCGAGUGAGGCUGGUUUUGCGGCUAAGCUGGAGCGUGAGCCGCAAACUCAAGAUGGCCCUUGGAAGAUCCUGGUCUUUCGAGCUCGAUUGGUUGGGCGGUUGAUCUGCGCCCAGUUUAGAAUAACGGCGUCUGGAAAGAAGAUGGAUGAAGAAUGCCAGAGAAGCCUAGAGGAGCCUAGGGGUCAUGCGAGUCAGCGCAAGAAGCGAGGAUACGCCGCUGCAGAGGUGGACGACAUCGAUGUUUCGCCAGCCGAUUGGUGCGGACGGCACAAUACUAAGACGCUGACGGGUCGCUUUGUCAACCGGCCUGUGGUGGCCGUAUAG
Nannizzia gypsea CBS 118893 is the source of this 534-nucleotide messenger RNA. RefSeq lists its product as hypothetical. The transcript is spliced from 2 exons. The record is from RefSeq and is a predicted model, not a curated record. The coding region runs from base 1 to 534 and encodes 177 amino acids. NCBI's taxonomy places the organism in Eukaryota, Fungi, Ascomycota, Eurotiomycetes, Onygenales, Arthrodermataceae.